CGAUUCUGUACCCGUUGUCUGGAUUUCUUCGCUAAUCAUGAGUUACGGUUACAACAAAUACAGCUCGAGUAUGAGCUCUCGAGGGCGUGGAUUUAACUCCCGUGGAGGCAGCUCUUACAGAGGACGGGGAGGAGGUGGAAACGAUUGGAAUAGUUCAGGAAGCGGAGCAAAUAUAUCUAGAGGCAACUAUACCUCUCGUGGAAGCAGAUUUAAAUAUUCUGCUCCUGGAUACGAUUCGCGAUCCAAAUAUCCUUCGGGAGGAUCCGAGAGAUACUCAUCCAGAGGAGGCAGAGGUGAUCACUCCAGUAGCUGCAAGCGUCCACGUGAUUCCUAUGGAGAAAGAGAUGACCAUAGAUCAUCCAGUGAAUCAACACGCAAGAGAAUCAGAAGCGACUCUUAUCAGGGUGGAGGCAGCGGAUCGCAGAGGUACUCGUCGUCGUACGGCGGCUCGUCCGCCUCCGGAGGGUACGAGGAUAAUAAGAGAUCGUCGUCAUCGGCGGUAUACGAGGACAAGAGGCAAAGCGAGCGAGCCUCGUCGUACCACCGGUCGGAGGAUCGUCACUCGGCGUCCAGGAGUUACGCGCCCCCGCCGCCGCCGCCCCGCAUAAGCGAAAUGGCGCCCCCGAGUAUGAGGUACACCUCGACCCGGGGUAGAAUAUCCCACCAGAGCGCGGGCUACCGGGGCGGCCGGGUCUCUAGCCGCGGGGCUCGCGGCCCCGGAUACCACCGGAUGGGCUCCAGGUCGGACCUCGUGGUGGCGCGGAAGCGCACCCUCAACUCGCUCGACUACCGGCGCAAGCUCCUCGGCUCGCGUUCGCGCGACUACAUCCAGCGGGUGCGCAUGACCUCGACCAAGUUGCGCAGGAGUGGCGGUACUGCUAGGCUCUCCGGAAGUAAAAAGGACACCGGAUCCACCAUGAAGGACAAGGACAGAGAGAUGGCGAAGGCUAUUAACGCGGAGUUCUCCGACGACGAGGAGGACGACGACGAGACCAAGGACAAUUGGGACGAUGACGAUAAGCACGAUCACGACGAGGACGACGAGGGCGAGGACGAGAAGAAGAAGAAGGAGGAGAAGAGAAAGAAAGACAAGGAGAGACAGAAUUCCGACGACGAGGACGAGGAGGAAAAGGACGAGGACGAUGACGAGAAGAACGAGGUGGACGAGGACGAUCCCGAGGACGAGGAGCGAGUCGACAACGAGAAGACCGAGCGAAGAGGCAGCAUGGGGUCGGAAGAGCUGCCGAGCAGACGCGACGGAAGGCGCUUCAUAAAGCUGCACUGUCCCCACUGCGAUCACAGGAGCGUUACCUUCAAGGAGUACUCCCUCCAUUUAUAUUCCGGGCGGCACAACUCGACCAUGAGGAGUAUCGCUGCUCGACACAAGGCCACUCUCGCUCGUAUGCGCGUUCUUCAGAGACAGGAACAGCGGCGGGUCGAGGUGCGAGACGCCGCCCGGGGGACCCUUCCUUCUAGGACGAUGUUCUGCCCUAUCUGCAAGCUGAACUAUCGUUCCCUGAAGGCCAUUCACCAGCUCUCGGAGUCCCAUCGACAGAUGAAGCGCUUCCUCACGCCCUUCUGUCGCGUUUGCCGCAUUCAGUUCCGCUCGCCCAUGCUCUUCGAGACCCACGUGUGCUCGUUGGACCACAUCAAGCGCAAGAGCAUGAUGGAGGAAAGAAUGAAGAAUGGAAACACUCAGGCGGAGCCAGAGUCGAGCGGGGCCGACGAGGACGACAAGGAAGUCAACCUCGACAACUUCAUGACCCUGGACUCGGUGGGAGACGUGGACGAGGACGAGGAAGAGUCCAGCGAGAAGAAGAAGGAAAAGAAACCAGAGGGCGAGCCUCCGGCCGAGCAACCUCCGGAGAGGAAGAUCAAGCAGAAGCAGACCAUCAAGGUUGGUGCGGAGUACAUCAAACGCGUUGAGGUACAAUUCUGCGAGCUCUGCAAAGUCUACCUACCACGCAGCGAGAACAGCGAGAGAGCCGUGGCACUUCAUUGCUCGACUCGUAGCCAUCUAAAACGGUACGUCCGUGACAACGACGACAAGGCUCUGCGACGCCAGGCGGAGAGGAUACACCUUCAGACCUCGUCGACGGUCUCCACGAAUGCAACGUCGAAUUCCGUGAACGCCGCAGAGAUCUUGAAGACCGAGCCUUCGAGUCCGGAGCCAUCCGCCUCGGCGAAUGGCGCGACGACAACGGGGGCGGAGGCUGCCGAGUCCUCUGCGGAAACGAAGGACUCCGAGGAGAAGACCAGCGAGUCGGUCGCGCCCUUGAAGAAGGAGGUGAUUAACAAAAGCGCCCAGGACGAAGAGGAUGACGAGGACUAUCAGGGCGACGGCGGUGACAAGCUCUGGGACGACGUGGACAAGGAUCUGGGCGACAUCCUCAGGGAGACCGAGCCUGGAGCGAAGUCCAGCGACGACGAGGAUUCGCGGUACGAUCGGUUCCGCAACUCGGAGAAGAAGUCGCAGCAGGAGAAGGAAAACGAGGAGGAUGCGAAGGAGACCGAGAGGGAGGAGACCAGUGCCAACAAGCCGGAGCCUAAAGCCAAGGUCGAGGUGGCCGAGAAAAAAUAAGGUCGACGGAGACGACGUCUCUCGCGCGGUAGAAGAGCCAGGCUGGGAAUCCAGAUGGAAUGUGGAGAACGCUAUCUCGUGUUGGUUCUACGGAAAACCACCUUCUGCGAGUAUCUUGCAUCGACGAGCCAUUCGAACACAAGGGAAUUGGCGUUUAUUACGUUCCCUCACCCUUUAUGCGCAUCGAGAGCCUAUGUUUCCACGGUAUCUUAUAAUUGUAACGUCUCUCAAUUCGAGAGGAUUGGUUUGCUUGGGUAGAAGGAGCGAGGGCGCGAUAUUGCACGGUGAAGAGGACGCCGAAUGCUUUGCCUCGCUCCUAAUCAAUUCUACUUUCCCCGAGGGAACGAAGAAACGGUAGAGAUCGCCCAAAUCGGAAUAUCAUUGGGAUCGUUUCACACAAUUGCGAGUAGACCACGAGCACGUUACGCUAGAGACGCCCAUUAAUUUGCGUCUCGUAAACGAGAACAUGUGAUUCGCGUUUUUUCUAUUCACUUUGAGAUAAAUUGUCCUGUCACGUAAGCGACGACUAACGACCGUCGGUUAAUCAACGCUGACGCAGGUGUUCAGUUUAAGACCGAUUUAGAUUGCUGAGUGCGCCUAAGUACUGCCGGACCGGCACAAGGAACAUAUGCCACGCCGUGGAUUCAGUUAUUCAUCCACUAUUAAGCGUACAGUUGAUAAGUCUAAUCUACGCAGAGAUAUUAGAUGUUAGUUUGUAAUUAUUAAGAAGUAAUAAAAACAACUCUGAAAAAA
Orussus abietinus is the source of this 3334-nucleotide messenger RNA. It is a transcript of the gene Ciz1, whose product is annotated as TRAF3-interacting protein 1. NCBI's taxonomy places the organism in Eukaryota, Metazoa, Arthropoda, Insecta, Hymenoptera, Orussidae. Bases 38 to 2581 code for a protein of 847 amino acids. The record is from RefSeq and is a predicted model, not a curated record. The transcript has 11 exons. Gene Ontology annotation, cellular component: nucleus.